AUGAUUGCCAUAUUUUAAUCCAUAUUGUUGUUAUUUAAUGCUAGAAUUGCAGAGUGUUGUACAUAAUUGCCAAACAAUGAACUGGUACUGGUGAAUAAAAUAAAUGAAACGUAAAGUAUGAAUAUUUAAAACUUGUUCAUUAAAUAAGAGCAAUUUAUGAUAUAUAUUAUGCCUAAUGAUAGUGACAUUCAAGUCUAAUAAUAUAUGUAUAACCAUUCUAAUUCCAGCAAUUCAUUUGAAAAUAUAAUAAGCGUGAAGUGUUUGAGAUCCUAUAAUGAUUUUACUGCAGCAAAUCAAUAUGCAUUAUUGAAUAAAAUUAAUGAUAAAUAUCAAAUACACACAAAUAGUUAUUAAAUUGAAUACAAUCAGCGUUUACCAGAAUUCAAUUAAUAUUUCGAAAUCACAGAUCACAUAUGUCAUGAUCUAGAAAUAUUGAAUCGAUAGACUCUAAUAGUAGAUUGUUACAAUGAAAGCAGUAACGUUUUCAUACUUUAAAGAGAGUCAAGUCAAAUUUAGCAUUUGCCCUAUAAUCAGACCAAAGAUUUUCAAAUUAAGAGAAGGAUAUUUGCUUUUCAGGAUGAUCUAAUAAUACGUGUAUUGUAUUAUGAUGAGAAAUACCAGUAUUCAUCAAUUCAAUUCAUCUAAUUUGGUGAAACUAUUACAACUCCACUCAUAAUUGAUGACACCUAUAUCAAUAAUAUAUUGAAUGAAACCGAAACAAUUAUAGAGCUAUAGAUAGUGUAAGUGUAAGUGGAAUAGAAAAUAAUCACAAUAUUGAAUAAAAACUAAUGGGUGAUAUCCAUAGAUACUCAAUUCUUUCCAUUCAUUAUUAUAGUUGACUGUUUUCAACUUGAUCUGGAAUACCCAGCCAUAUACUUUGCAUAUCAUGUGAAUAAUUACACUUAUGCUUUUUUAACUUAAUAUACAAUCCAUGUUUGGAGCAAUGGGCUCACUAAAUUCAAAAGGAUUGACAAUAAAGAUGAAAAAUUUUAGAUUUAUUUUACAAAAAGCAAUCUAAUCCAAUAUAAUGAUGGUUAAUUGAAUUUAAUGAAAUUCAAUUUAAAGAUUAUAGAAAUAUUUCAGAUAAAAGAUAAUUAUAACUUAAUUUUGGACUAAUUAUCCGAGGAAAUAAUAGCAAUCAAUGAGUAGGAGAGUAGACGAAUCAUCAUCAGGUCUCAUUAAUAUUUAUACUUUAAAUCAAAUUCACUGUAUUCAAAAUUCAAAUCAGCUACUUUGAUCUAAAAUAUCAGUAUACUGGAAUCUUGUACUCUAAGUAUCAAAUACAGAACCAUAGCAUGGAACUCUACAGAAGCCAUUCCUACAGUAAUGAAUCAAUUUAAUACAAUUUUGAAUAGCCAGAUAGAAUCAUAUGAAGUGGAUAGAUUCAUUGAUGGACCUAAUAUUUCCAUCUCUAACAUCAAUGAAUUAAAGGUCAAUUAAGUAUUGUUCAGUAUAAACUUUGAAUAAUUGCAAUAGAAGACCAUUAGUGGAAUAAAAAGUGAGUAAACUGUACUAUAUAUAAAGGUAAUACCAAUUGCACUUUUCUACUUGUAUUUUGUUUAAUUAUCAAAUUUAUAUGUGCAAAUUUACUAUUGUUUUUAAGAUUUAAAUUGUAUAUACACAAGUUAAAUAUACCUGGAAUUCAAUUUAUCAUCAACGCAUCAUGAAUUCUUUUUAAACUAGGACAAUGUAUACAUAGCAGUUAAGAAUAAUCAAUAACUAGAUGUUUGGAAGUUGUCUGAAGCACUCAUUUAUUAAUGUACAAUCUAUCCAGAUUAAGAUCAUUAUAUAAUACAAUUUCAUUAUAUCAAUUAGUUCUUGGCAGUGCUCUACUCAAACUAAUUAGUAGUCAUCUAUAAAGUGAUUGAUUAAUGUUAGAGAUCUCAAGCCUUUACAACUGAGUUCCUCUCCAAUUUCAAUAUCCAAUGGAAUCCCUCCUACAUACAGACCAAUGAUGAUUAUGACAUUCUCUAUGUUUAAACUGAGAUGCAAUUGCUGUUGAUUCAGGUUAAAGAGUCAGAAAUAUUCCCCAUCAACAUCAUCCCACUUAGUUACAAUAAAUCAGUCAAAAUCUUUUCAUAUAAGAAUAUCAUUUGGAUCUACUAUACAGAUACAGAAGUGAUUGAGUCAUUCAUUAUCCAAUCCCUUACUUUAAUUGAAUACUUGAGUACGAUUUCCUUAUUCAAUGUCAUCCCUAACAAAUAUUUGCAUCAUCAAUAAUCUAAAUAUGUCUAUUUCCAAAAUAGCCAAGAUAGUUUAGGCACUAUCUAUGUCUAUUGCAUGGAAAGCAGUAGUCAUAAUGCAUUAUUAACAACUUUUUCAACUAAGUAUAAAACCCUGUAUUCUGUUUCAAAUUUAUUCAUCAUAGCUGAUAUCAACAAUUAUUUUGAAAUCCCCCAGAAAAUCAAGUAUUCAAUUUAUUAUCAAGAUAUAGAUAAUCCUAAUUAUUUAGUUAAAGUUAAUACAUUCUUAGUUAUUUCAAGUUAUGAUAACAAAGAGCAAUACAAAUAUGUAAUUAAUUCAACCCUUGUAAAUCCCUAUACAACCAUUACAGUUAAUUUAACUUAGUUGAAUAUUGAGGAAUUCCUCCAUUAAGCUAGACCUAUUGGUUAUUGUCAGAACAAGUAUUCUUGGUACACUGGGUAAGUUGUGGACAUUGGUUUAAGAAGUCAAUAGUUGAAACUGCAAAAAUCUAUGCACCUAUUAGAAAAGGAGAUCUGCUCAUCGGGAUUAGAUAUCUAAGAGUAUGUCUCAGAUUCAGUACUCAUUUUACAUUAAGAUAAACUUGUCAAAUUAAACAUGACUACUAAAAUCUAAUAGAUCUAUUACCUAGACACCUCUGUAACUUAUAGCAAGAUAAUCUUAGUUUAAGGUGAACUAGUUUAUAUUUCAGCCUUCAAAUAAAUUCCAUUUUUCUACUAUUUCAUUCAAAUAAUCAGCUGCACUUAGGAGUUCAAAUGCAAUAAAAAAUAUGACGAUUUGAGUUCGAGUGGUGAUCCUAAAAUUGUUAAAGUGUUCUCAAAUUUGAUUGUAGUCAUCUCCGACAUCUAGAUCACUGUAUACUCGUUUAAAGAUGACGAAGUAUCAUAUGUUUAGAGUCUUGAUAAAACGAAUUUUGGGAACUUCCAAGAUGUCAUCUCUCCAGAACUGAAUUAUUUUCAAGUAUACUCUAAAAAGAUCAAUUAAAUGACAAUCUCAAUGUAUCGGCUCUAAGAAAAUGAGUUUAGUUUAAUGUAAUAAUAUUAGGUUGACUUAUUAGAUGUCAUCUAAUAAACAGGAUUUUAUAUAGAUCCUAAAACAAUUUUUCAAAAGAUUAUUAUCAAACAUAGCAAAACCUAGUAGUAACUAUUAACAGCAGAAUUAUUCUGUUAGGCUCAUAAACAUUCACAUUAUAUUGUUUAAAUACAAUACAUUUGCAAAUUUUCUCCAAUCUCUUAUAAUUGUUCUAUCAAUAAUUAUAAAACAUUGCAAAUAUUUUAAGGAUAUGGGAAUUGGCCAUCCAACUAAUUUAAAAUGUACAAAGACUAAUAUAUUUUGAUGAUUUACUAUUAAUCUACCACAUUUAUUAGUGCCAUCUAUAGUUUAGAAUUAAAUUAUGUUCACCCAACAACCUCUUCAACUUUAUUUUCAGGAGCCAUACAAUACUAAAAUGUUUCAGUUUCCUAAUAAGCAUUCUUUACGCAAGAAUCUUAAAUUUAUCUAUUGACAAAUUCAAUUAAUAGUGAAGUAUUUGCACUUUAUGAAAUUCAUAAUACUACUAAGUUUUGUAUCUAAGAUCAUUUGAAAUCAGAGAAAAUUCAGAUAACUCUAAAAAAUAACUUUCAUGAAAAAAACGAAACUAUUGAUGUGAAUAAAAAUGGUGAUAAUGACAAUAAUAAUACAAAAAAGUUUAUUAUUUGGCUUGUUUUCGGAAUUCUUUUAGUAUUCCUUUUUGGAAUGCUAUUAUUUGGUUGUUACAUCAAACAAAAAAAGAGACAUGUAGAAAAUUAAUUAAUUUUAUGA
This is a messenger RNA of Paramecium octaurelia, 4002 nucleotides long. Lineage: Eukaryota; Ciliophora; Oligohymenophorea; Peniculida; Parameciidae. The record is from the annotation of a GenBank genome assembly.